Messenger RNA from Blepharisma stoltei, 1485 nucleotides. Lineage: Eukaryota; Ciliophora; Heterotrichea; Heterotrichida; Blepharismidae. The record is from the annotation of a GenBank genome assembly.
AUGGCUACACAUCCUUUGGAUGAGCAAUUCAUCAUUUAUAUGAAAGGUAUGCAAAAUAUAGCUAGAUAUAAAACAAGAAUCAGAACUUCUAUCAAAACACGAAAAAAUCAGGGUUGAUUUAUGGGUAUUUUUUAGUCAGUGUAAAAAACUAUCUCAAGCCACCUCAAACCCAAUUUGGAAAAAAAAUAGAAAUAACUAUGCAAAAGUUUUGAUAUAUAUGAUAAGAAAAGGACGCUUUGAAGAGCCUUUUCAUAAAAUGCCACCAGAUGGACCAUUACCAAAACUCCCAAACUUGUACAUAGCAGACAUAAGUAAUUUGAAUUUCAAGAAAAAGCCUAAAGCUGACUACAACUCUCCAUCGUUUGAAAUGGAAAGAGACAGCGCAAAUUCUACACCUGAGCCUUUCUCUAUAUUAAACCAAAAUAUAUCUUCUUCUGAAUCUGGCCAAAUUCAAACAUUAAAGCUUGAGUUAGCAAAAUCAAAGCAACGAGAGCAACAGCUUACUCUCUAGCUCCAUUAAGUAAAAAACAUUGAAAAUAUCAAUUUUUAUGAUAAUUAGAAAAAAUUUAUGAUAGUAAUUUUUUUUUUCAAAUGAUUGUUAAAUAUAACUAAUAGUGUUAUAACGAUUAUAUUACUUGCAAUUCUUAAAAUUAAAAUUUAUGAAUUGAUCUGGAUUUUUCUUAUAAAUUUUUUGCAAAUCGAAAAAUAGUUGUUUUAAUGCAAAAAUAACCCUCCUUUAAGAGUAAAAAAAUAUUUUGCUGCUAUCUUAAAGGGUUGAGAGUUAGAGAUGAACUACUUGUAAUUAUUAUUCAGGCUUCCGCAAAAAUUAUAAAUGAGCAAGAUGAAUUAUUAAAUCGGCUGAAAAAAGAAAUUUCUGAUCUAAAAAAUCAAAAAAACGAAGAUUUUCAGAGUCCGAAAAAUUUCUUUACUCAUCCCUUUAAAUUGGAACAAAAAAUCCAAUUCCAAUUUAAAUGGGGAAUUUUUUUUUAAACAAAACUUAUAUUGAACUAUUCUAUAUAAAAAUAUAAAUUGAGCACAAUAUAUUGGAUUUUAAUAUAUUUUUAUGAGUAAUUAAUUCAAAAAAUUAAUCGAUAUAAUGUGAAAACUGCUUGAAUUUUAUUCUGCUUACGCUUUUCCAUUAGGUCGAAAUAAUUCUAUAAAAUUUAUAUUUUCAUCUAUAAAACUUUUCUAUUGACAAAAAAAUGUUUUCCCUAUUUAAAGGUCUAUGUACCCAAAAAAUGAAUCCUUUGUUCCAUUUUAAAGGGAAGAGUUAGUUUUUUAGAAGAUUUUCAAAAAGAAACUAAUCGACUUUCAGCGGAAACUGAAGCAAUGUUUAGGGAUAAUAUUAAAUUAGAAACUCCCAGUAAAAAUAUUUUUGGAAACGAAUCUCCAUCAUUAGAUGAAAUUGAAAACUCAUAUCGAGAAGACGACUUUUUGGAAGGAACUUUUUCUCCACCCGGAUUCUAUAAUCCAUUUACUAAAUAA